CGGUGCGUCAGAGCAGAGCCUCUCCCUCCGCCAUUAUUUUUCCUCAGGCGGUGGCAGCCGAACCAUAAAGACGGAGAAAGUGACAGGCAAUCCCACUGCAGGCUCAUUGGGUGGAUACCAAUCACUCUGGGACUGACACGCAACUGGCAGAGGGAGAGAGAGCCCCGAAGGACUGUGAGAGAGAGGACCACCCAGGACCAUCUGGCUGGCGACCAGGCAGCCCCUGGGGGGAGCAGCGAAUCAGCCUGGCCAAGAGAUAAAGGGAAAAAGAAGAAUCAAGUAUCUGUAUUCCAAUUAACUACUCAUAUCGUUGUUGACAUGGAGAAAGUGUAUAAAUGCCUGGAGCAUGGAAAGAGUUCCACUCGGAAGGAUCAUCUGCAGAAACAUGAAAGGACUCACACUGGAGAGAAAUGCUAUGAAUGCCUGGAGUGUGGAAAGAACUUAACUAGCAGUAAAGGUUUACAUUCACAUCAAAGGACUCACACCGGGGAGAAACCCUAUAAAUGCCUGGAGUGUGGACAGAGCUUCCGUCAGAGUGCACAUUUACAUUCGCAUCAAAGGACUCACACUGGGGAGAAACCCUAUAAAUGCCUGGAGUGUGGAAAGAGCUUCAUUCGAGGUUUGGCUCUACAAAUACAUAAUACGACUCACACUGGAGAGAAACCCUAUGAAUGCCUGGAUUGUGGAAAGAACUUUGCUAGCAGUGGAGGAUUACGUUCACAUCAAAAGACUCACACUGGGGAGAAACCCUAUACUUGCCUUGAGUGUGGACAGAACUUUGCUCAUAGUUCAGGUCUACGUGGACAUCAAAGGACUCACACUGGGGAGAAACCCUAUACAUGCCUGGAGUGUGGAAAGAGCUUCACUUAUAGUUCAGGUCUACGUGGACAUCAAAGGACUCACACUGGGGAGAAACCCUAUACAUGCCUUGAGUGUGGACAGAACUUCACUCAAAGUUCAACUCUACUUUCACAUCAAAGGACUCACAGUGGGGAGAAACCAUAUACGUGUUUGGAAUGUGGGCAGAGCUUCACUGAUAGUUCAAGUCUACAUAAACAUCAAAUGACUCACACUGGAGAGAAACCCUAUGCAUGCCUGGAGUGUGGAAAGAGUUUCUCUAAGUGUGCAAAUCUACAUAGACAUAAAAGGACUCACACUGGAGAGAAACCCUAUAAAUGUCUGGAGUGUGGACAGAGCUUUGCUCAUAGUACAGUUCUACGUUCCCAUCAAUGGACUCACACUGGAGUGAAUCCCUUUACAUGCCUGGAAUGUGGAAAGAGCUUCACUGAUAGUUCAGGUCUUUAUAGACAUCAAAGCAUUCACACUGGAGUGAAACCUUAUACAUGCCUGGAGUGUGGACAGAGCUUCACUCGUAGUUCAAGCCUACAUAGUCAUCAAAGGACUCACACUGGGGAGAAACCCUAUACAUGCCUGGAGUGUGGACAGAGUUUCACUCAUAGUUCAAGUUUACGUUCACAUCAAAGGACUCACACUGGUGAGAAACCCUAUACAUGCCUGGAGUGUGGACAGAGUUUCACUCAUAGUGCAAGUCUACGUUCACAUAAAAAGAAUCAUACUGGGGAGAAACCCUACAGAUGCCCAGAUUGUGGAAAGAGCUUCAAGGAUAGUUCAAGUCUACAUAGACAUCAAAGGAUUCACACUAGGGAGAAACCCUAUAAAUGCCUGGAGGUUGGACAGAACUUCACUCAGAGUGCCAAUCUACAUUUGCAUGAAAGGACUCAUACUAUGGGAAAACCCUAUGAAUGCCUGGAAUGUGAAAAUAGCUUCACUGAUAGUUCAGGUCUUUAUAGACACCAAAGCAUUCACACUGGGGAUAAACCCUAUACAUGCCUGCAGUGUGAAAAAAGCUUCACUCAUAGUUCAAGUCUAUGUAGACAUCAAAGGACACACACUGGGGAGAAACCCUAUACAUGCCUGGAGUGUGGAAAGAGCUUCACUUAUAUUUCAAAUCUACGUACACAUCAAAGGACUCACACUGGGGAGAAACCCUAUACAUGCCUGGAGUGUGGACAGAGCUUCACUCAUAGUUCAAGUCUACGUAGACAUCAAAGGACUCACAGUGGUUAGAAACCCUAUACAUGCCUGGAGUGUGGAAAGAGCUUCAAUGUCAGUGGAAGUCUACAUGAACACCAAAGGGCUGACACUGGGGAAUAACCUUAUUGCCUGGAGUGUGGAAAGAGCUUUGCUUGUAGCUUAAGUUUAUCUUCGCAUCAAAGAACUCACAUAGAAUCAUAGAAUAGUAGAGUUGGAAGAGACCUCAUGGGCCAUCUAGUCCAACCCCCUGCUAAGAAGCAGGAAAUCGCUGGGAAGAAACUGGGAAGAAACCCUAUACAUGCCUGGAGUGUGGACACAGUUUCAUUCAUAGUACACGUCUAAAUUCACAUUAAAGGACUCACAUGAGGGAGAAACCCUAUAAACACAUGGCAUGUGGAGAGCUUCUCUGAGACUUGAAAUCUACAUAGACAUAGAGUUCACAUUGGAGAAAACAGUGGUAUUUGACCCCAUAAAGACUGCAAGAGAGAGCUUUCCAAACUUUUCAUGUUGGUGACAUACUUUUUAGACUUACAUCCUUUCGCGGCACAAUACUUGAGUUUAAUUAGGAAACUGGAUGUUAAAACAACCCAAUUUGUUUGUGAAACUUCUUGUGGUUCAUCACAAACAUCGUUAUCAUCCGAUUUUAUGUUCUUAUUUAGAAACUUGCCCAUUUUAGUGGUAAUUACUGCAACUCAGUCAACAUAGGGUUGUUGUAUGUCUUUCGGGCUGUGUGGCCAUGUUCCAGAAGCAUUCUCUCCUGACGU
This is a messenger RNA of Anolis carolinensis (green anole), 2819 nucleotides long. Its product is annotated as zinc finger protein 850. NCBI's taxonomy places the organism in Eukaryota, Metazoa, Chordata, Lepidosauria, Squamata, Anolidae. Gene Ontology annotation, cellular component: nucleus. Gene Ontology annotation, molecular function: RNA polymerase II transcription regulatory region sequence-specific DNA binding; DNA-binding transcription factor activity, RNA polymerase II-specific. The transcript has 3 exons. Bases 319 to 2088 code for a protein of 589 amino acids. Gene Ontology annotation, biological process: embryo development; regulation of transcription by RNA polymerase II; urogenital system development. The record is from RefSeq and is a predicted model, not a curated record.